Molecule: messenger RNA, 1930 nt
Organism: Melitaea cinxia (Glanville fritillary)
Lineage: Eukaryota; Metazoa; Arthropoda; Insecta; Lepidoptera; Nymphalidae
Product: ornithine decarboxylase 1-like
Exons: 11
Coding region: 288-1622 (444 amino acids)
Cellular component (GO): cytoplasm
Molecular function (GO): ornithine decarboxylase activity
Source: RefSeq, a predicted model, not a curated record
CGCCCGCGCCCCUCGCCGCGCUGCUGGCGCCGCGUCCUCAACGUCGACCCGCCCUGGCUGCGACGCGCACCCGCCCGCUGACACUGUACUCCGCCGACCACCUGACACUCGUGGACUAGCGCCGCCCGCCCCGCCCCGGGCUCCGAGGACACUUGACCCCCGCUCCGCCCCCCUCUCACUCGCAGCAUAGCCGGCUGACCCGCCUCGGCGACCGCCGGGGCUUCGGCCCCCAGGAGGACUAGCAACACUCACUGACUUAUCAGGUUGUGGUAAAGAUACCAGGAAAAAUGAAAGUAAUUGAGGAGGAACAGCCCGUGAUGGUGAUGGAGGGUCCCUGGAAUCCCGUGGAUGUGAUCCGGGAUGUGGUAGGGGGAGGCCAGGAGGACCCUUUUUACGUCAUGGACCUCGGGGAGGUUGUGGAGCGCUAUCACCACUGGAAGGAGAUGAUGCCGCGUGUAGAGCCUUUUUAUGCGGUGAAGUGCAACGAUGAUAAGUUGCUGGUGAGCACACUAGCGGCUCUGGGAGCUGGAUUCGACUGCGCUUCCAAGGCUGAGUUGCAAUUGGUCACCGGGCUGGGUGUGAGACCUGAACGGAUAAUCUUCGCGAACCCCGCGAAGCCGGCCUCGCACCUGCGCUGGGCGGCCGCGGCCGGCGUGAGCUGCGUCACCUUCGACUCGGAGACCGAGCUGCUGAAGACCAAGCAGCACAUGCCGCAGGCCCGACUCGUGAUCCGCAUCCGCUGCGACGCGUCGUCGGCGCAGUGUCCGCUGGGCAUCAAGUUCGGCUGCGACCCGGUCUCCGAAGCGCCUCGCCUGUUGAAGCUAGCGGCCGUCCUCGGCCUGACCGUGGUGGGCGUGUCGUUCCACGUGGGGUCUGGGGCUCGGGAGACAGCAGUGUACGGGCGCGCCCUGCAGUACGCGAGGGACUUGUUCGAGGCGGGGGAGGCCGCGGGACACCGCAUGGGGCUGCUGGACGUGGGGGGGGGCUUCCCGGGGAACUCCGGCACCUGCAUCCGGGAGGUGUCAGCGGUUAUCAACGCAGCGCUGGAGACCCACUUCCCGAGUCACUCAGUCCGUGUGAUCGCAGAGCCGGGCCGAUACUUUGCCGCCGCUGCCUAUACACUCGCUGCGCAGAUACACGCCACCAGAGAGUUGCCUGCAAAGACAGCAGAGGACGGCACAUUGGAGAAGCACACUAUGUACUUCAUUAAUGAUGGCGUGUAUGGCUCCUUCAACUGCGUUUUGUAUGACCACCAGCAAGUCGUGGCUGAGCCACUAGAGCCUACCUCAGAGUGCUCUCUGCCAUGUUCGGUGUGGGGUCCGUCCUGCGACGCGUUGGACUGCGUGCUGCCCGCCACUCUGCUGCCUCCGCGCAUGGCGGGCGACUGGCUUGUGUUCAGAGACAUGGGCGCCUACACGCUGCCCGUCGCCUCGCCCUUUAAUGGCUUCCCAACGCCACGAGUACGGCAUGUUGUCGAUAAGCGCCUCUGGUCGAUCCUCAAGGAUCUGUGGCCGUUGACCGGGACCCACUUCUCGUUCGACGGCGUCCCCGCCCCGCAAACGCCUCCCUCUUCCCCCAACCCCCUCGACACCCCCGUCUUUGUAGAGUGCGCUCUCAAGUGACCGCUGGCGAGGGGCUGAGUUGUUAGACGCACGCGGGGUUGCCAUUCUGUGCAUACGAGCUGGCAAUACCUUGGAAACGUCGAGCAUACGUCGCCAAUACUAUAUCGUAUGGAAUGUCUAUGGGAACUUACUAGAAUGUUUCAUGUACGUGCGUACAGGUGACAUACUGUUGGAAUUUUUAUAUGAUAUAUGCAUGUGAUGGCAACCCUGUAUAUGAGUUCUCCUUGUUUUCUGUCUACUUUGUUUUCAAUAAGUUUUACUUCACUAACACUUGAAUCUAUAUAAUUACAUUAAACAAUUAUACGGAU